Molecule: messenger RNA, 2621 nt
Organism: Nothoprocta perdicaria
Lineage: Eukaryota; Metazoa; Chordata; Aves; Tinamiformes; Tinamidae
Gene: HNRNPLL
Product: heterogeneous nuclear ribonucleoprotein L like
Exons: 13
Coding region: 1-1632 (543 amino acids)
Biological process (GO): mRNA processing; regulation of RNA splicing
Cellular component (GO): nucleus
Molecular function (GO): mRNA binding
Source: RefSeq, a predicted model, not a curated record
AUGUCGUCGCCGUCGUCUGGAGAGCGGUACGAGGAGGAGGAGGAGGAGGAGGAGGGCGCCUACGAGAGCCAGGCGAAGCGGCUGAAGCCCAGCGCCGCCGCCGAGGAGGGCGAGAUCGAGUACAGCGGCGCGGAGGAGAGCGACGGCCGGCGGGAGAAGGCGGCGGCGCCGCGCGGCGGCUUCGCGGGCGGGGAUGCAGGGGGAAGUCAUCACAAAGUCUCCGUUUCACCAGUUGUUCAUGUCCGAGGACUCUGUGAAUCAGUUGUGGAAGCUGAUCUUGUGGAAGCUCUGGAAAAGUUUGGAACCAUAUGCUAUGUCAUGAUGAUGCCGUUUAAGCGACAGGCUCUGGUGGAGUUUGAAAACGUAGAAAGUGCCAAGAAAUGUGUAACAUUUGCAGCAGAUGAGCCAGUAUAUAUCGCUGGACAGCAAGCCUUUUUCAACUAUUCAACAAGUAAAAGGAUUACUCGGCCAGGGAACACUGAUGACCCAUCUGGUGGAAAUAAAGUUCUCCUGUUGUCAAUUCAGAAUCCUCUCUAUCCAAUUACAGUGGAUGUCUUGUAUACUGUGUGCAACCCUGUUGGAAAAGUUCAGCGCAUUGUUAUAUUCAAGAGGAAUGGAAUACAAGCUAUGGUUGAGUUUGAAUCAGUGUUUUGUGCCCAGAAGGCGAAGGCUGCACUCAACGGAGCAGAUAUCUAUGCAGGAUGCUGCACGCUCAAGAUUGAAUAUGCAAGGCCAACUCGACUUAAUGUCAUUAGAAACGACAACGAUAGCUGGGACUACACUAAACCGUACCUGGGCCGCCGAGACAGAGGGAAGGGCCGCCAGAGGCAAGCUAUUUUGGGAGAGCACCCAUCAUCCUUUAGACAUGAUGGAUACGGGUCGCACGGUCCUUUAUUGCCCUUACCGAGCCGGUACCGAAUGGGAUCUCGUGACACUCCAGAGCUCGUUGCUUAUCCAUUGCCCCAGGCAUCGUCCUCCUACAUGCACGGUGGGAAUCCUUCUGGUUCGGUUGUCAUGGUCAGUGGGUUGCAUCAGCUAAAGAUGAACUGCUCAAGGGUCUUCAACCUGUUCUGCUUGUAUGGAAACAUUGAGAAGGUGAAAUUUAUGAAGACUAUUCCAGGCACAGCACUGGUUGAAAUGGGUGAUGAAUAUGCUGUAGAAAGAGCUGUCACGCAUCUCAACAAUGUCAAAUUAUUUGGAAAGAGGCUUAAUGUCUGUGUUUCCAAACAGCACUCGGUAGUUCCAAGCCAGAUAUUUGAACUGGAGGAUGGCACAAGUAGUUACAAGGAUUUCGCAAUGAGUAAGAAUAAUCGCUUCACCAGUGCUGGCCAAGCAUCUAAGAACAUCAUCCAACCACCGUCUUGUGUGCUGCAUUAUUACAAUGUACCGCUGUGUGUUACUGAAGAAACCUUUGUAAAGUUGUGUGAAGAUCACGAAGUUCUCAGCUUUAUUAAGUACAAAGUGUUCGAUCCAAAACCCUCUGCCAAAACACUUUCUGGUCUGUUGGAAUGGGAAUGUAAGACAGAUGCAGUGGAAGCCCUCACUGUACUUAAUCACUACCAGAUAAGAGUACCAAAUGGCUCUAACCCUUACACCUUGAAGCUUUGCUUCUCUACUUCAUCCCAUUUAUAGAGAAGAGGACAGCAUGUUAAGAGCUGUGUUUGCCUCAAUUUGCAAGUCUGAAACUACACUUCAUUCACAAAGCUCUAAAGUGGUUGCUCUAAUGUUGCCUUGUUUCAACUUAAUUCUAAUAUCUUAUCUUGUUUUAUAAUAAAUGGAUGUUCCUUCAUAAAUAUAAAACAGAUUUUUUUUCUCUUUGCCUCUGAGAAGUACAUGUUGUAAGCUAGCUACUUGCAUUUCAUUAAUGUAGUAACUUCAAAAGUCUAAAGACCAAUAACAUAGUGUACAUUCAGACCCUAAAAUGUCAAUAGUUUCCUUCAAAAAAUGAAAUUUAUUUGCCUUUUUGAUGUUGAAGAUUAGCAAGUAUUUUUCCAUUUGUAGUUUUAAUUGUCUGAUUACAUCAGAAUUUUAAAUGUAGAACUUGUUUUUCAGUAAGUUGUGAAGUAUGCUGCAAUAAAUACUAAAAAGCUUGUAUUUAUAAAAUGCUUAAAUCAGGUUGAUGGUGCACAUACUGAAUUUUUAGUAUAGACUUAUAUUUCAAACAAAGCUAAGGUAGAAAAAAAUAAGUAUGUACACGUGUAUAGUGUGAAUUCAUACUUAUUUAAAGUGGUUUGGUUUGUUUUUUUAAAUUGCAUUUGCAUUAGCAUGAUGCCAUCUAUAGCUAGUCCCACCGUAGGGGCCUUUCGGAAAUUAAAAUUGGAAGCCUGUGUCAGUGUGUUCAUCCUCAUUUCCCAUAACUUAAAUCUAAAUCUUGGGGUUUAUCGUAUUCUCUUGACUUUUAAAAUAUUUAUGACUUAGUAAAUGUUAAGAAAUGGAUAUGUGAGAACAGAGAAUUGAUUGCAACAGAACAAACAUGUAAACAUAGCUAAAGCAAAAGACGCAAGCCCCACCAUACUCUCUCAUAGCUGGACUGUUGAUUUGAAUGAUACUUAACAUUUAUCAGUGUUUUAUUUCCUUUUGCCUGGUUUUAUUCCACUCCUGUGAUAAAAAGAUGCAUAGGG